Molecule: messenger RNA, 1194 nt
Organism: Rhododendron vialii
Lineage: Eukaryota; Viridiplantae; Streptophyta; Magnoliopsida; Ericales; Ericaceae
Exons: 7
Coding region: 58-972 (304 amino acids)
Cellular component (GO): mitochondrion
Molecular function (GO): protein-containing complex binding
Source: RefSeq, a predicted model, not a curated record
CAAUUUCACUUCACCAGUCUCUCUCUCUCUCUCUCUCUCUCUCUCUCCGCAGCUGGUAUGUCGUCCCUCUCGUCCUUCGCCGCAAUUUCCACUCCUCCUCCUUCUCUCAAGAGAGCUGCUUCCUUCCCUUGCCGCCCCUCCUUGCAUUUCCCAUUCCCCUCCAAUAUUCGUUUUUGCAGGUUUGGUGUCAAGUGCAGCUAUGCAGAGGCAAGCACUAAGGAAGAUGGUUACUCUUCUACGAUUGAUGUCAUUGCUGAUGUUAAGCCUGAGCGGGUUGUGGUCUUAGGAGGCAGCGGUUUUGUUGGUUCUGCCAUAUGCAAGGCAGCUGUAUCCAAGGGUAUAGAGGUCAUGAGCCUAAGCAGGUCAGGGCGUCCUUCUUACACAGAUCCAUGGGUAGAUCAGGUCACUUGGAUGCCAGGGGAUGUUUUCUAUGCAAACUGGGAUGAAGUGCUUCCUGGUGCUACUGCAGUGGUUUCAACAAUCGGAGGUUUUGGUAGUGAGGAACAGAUGCAAAGGAUAAAUGGCGAGGCUAAUGUUGUUGCAGUAACUGCUGCAAAGGAUUAUGGAAUUCCCAAGUUCAUCUUCAUUUCAGUCCACGAUUAUAAUCUACCAUCAUUUCUACUCUCAUCUGGAUACUUCACAGGGAAAAGGAAAGCAGAAUCAGAGGUUCUCUCCAAAUAUCCAACUUCAGGUGUCGUCUUAAGACCAGGUUUUAUAUAUGGGAAAAGGCGGGUGGAUGGAUUUGAGAUCCCUCUGGAUUUGAUAGGGCAACCAUUGGAGAGAUUCCUGAGUGCCACGGAAAACUUCACCAAGCCAUUGAGCUCACUCCCAGGUUCUGACCUAUUCUUGGCCCCGCCAGUUAGCGUUGACGAUGUUGCACUUGCAGCCAUAAAUGGAGUCGUCGAUGAUGAUUUCUUCGGCGUUUUUACGAUAGAGCAAAUCAAGGAGGCUGCAACCAAAGUGAGGGUUUGAUACAGACUCCUAAAGAACCAACCACCUAUACAGAUAUCUUUCAAGCAGGUCCAAGUAACAUUAAGUUCUUGGCUUCGUAACCCUUUGCAAAAAGCACAUUUAUGUCUUGUCUGAUGUAAAGCCUUUUGAAUUUGCUUAUACAAAUUCUUUGGGGCAAAAUUUUUGCAGCUGGCACUUGCAUUGGCUUAGCCUCCAUUUGAUGUCUCACUAGUCAGCUUUUUU